Trichogramma pretiosum is the source of this 1032-nucleotide messenger RNA. It is a transcript of the gene Sod1, whose product is annotated as superoxide dismutase [Cu-Zn]. Bases 370 to 837 code for a protein of 155 amino acids. NCBI's taxonomy places the organism in Eukaryota, Metazoa, Arthropoda, Insecta, Hymenoptera, Trichogrammatidae. Gene Ontology annotation, molecular function: superoxide dismutase activity; copper ion binding. The transcript has 4 exons. The record is from RefSeq and is a predicted model, not a curated record. Gene Ontology annotation, biological process: removal of superoxide radicals.
CUUACUCAGGGCAGAAAUUUCGAGUCGGCGUAUAUAAUACACGCUAUAUACUUUGCCUGUAUAUAGUAUAAUACUCGAUUGAUAUACACACACAUACAUCUAUAUAAACGAAUAGGAAGAGACAUUGCGUUUUUACGCGACACACACAAGCGAAGAAGUCUUGCGGUGAUUCAGCACAAGUCUCAUAGACCCCCGUGUGUAACGUGCGUGUGUGUCUGUGUCGUUCAAUUAUCACGUAUCUACAGUGUACCUCUCUCGGUUUAUCGCGCAGUAUCGCGAAGUCAAUUGCAGCGGCGAUUCACAUUUAUUAGUCUCUGUGUGACUUUUUCGGUGUUAUAUUAAAACCCAUCUCUUACUCUCUCGUUCAUCAUGGUCAAGGCCGUUUGCGUUCUCCAAGGCGAGUGCAGGGGCACUCUGUACUUCGAGCAAAACAGCGAGAGCGAGCCGGUUAAGGUCACCGGCCAGGUUACCGGCCUGAAUCCGGGUCUGCACGGAUUCCACAUUCACGAAUUCGGCGACAACACCAACGGCUGCACCAGUGCCGGGCCCCAUUUCAAUCCCCUGAAGAAGGAGCACGGCGCACCUACCGAUGCCAACCGUCACGUCGGUGACUUGGGCAACGUGAAAGCUGGCACCAACGGCGUUGCCGAGGUCGACAUCACCGACAAGCAGCUUCAACUUCAUGGAGCUCACAAUAUCCUUGGCAGAACUGUCGUGGUUCACGCUGACCCCGAUGACUUGGGCAAGGGUGGUCAUGAACUUUCCAAGACGACUGGCAAUGCUGGUGGUCGCUUGGGCUGUGGCGUCAUUGGAAUCGCAGCAGGGCCAAGUUCAUAAACUUUAAUAUCUAUCAAGAGCUUUGAGUUGCUGCUUGAAGUCAUUACAAGAAGUCAUCUUCCAAAGGCAUAAUAUUUAUUAGAGAACUGAGUUAUUGAAAAUUACAAAUAUAUUUGAUGAAUGUUCAAAAUAUACAUCAUGUGUAUUGGAAAUAAUUGAUAUUAUGUUUAUAUUAAAGAGUACAAAAUUAAAUCA